Molecule: messenger RNA, 2495 nt
Organism: Oreochromis aureus
Lineage: Eukaryota; Metazoa; Chordata; Actinopteri; Cichliformes; Cichlidae
Product: cysteine/serine-rich nuclear protein 1-like
Exons: 5
Coding region: 188-1939 (583 amino acids)
Biological process (GO): regulation of transcription by RNA polymerase II
Cellular component (GO): nucleus
Molecular function (GO): sequence-specific DNA binding; DNA-binding transcription factor activity, RNA polymerase II-specific
Source: RefSeq, a predicted model, not a curated record
UUGUUGCCGUGUUUCGUGUCUUUGGGAGCUCCCAGCCAGUCCUCUCAUGAUCACACUGGUACUACUGUGUCGCUUCACUUAAACACAGGCGGACACACAAUGCUCAGCUGGCUGGACGGCGGACAGGACACGUAACUUUGUGUCAAUUUGCUCCUUCUUUGUUACUAUGCUGUGUGUUACUUUGUGAAUGCAUAUCACCCACCGCAGUGCAACAAUGAGAGGCAUCCUUAAGAGAAAGUUUGCAGAGGUUGAUGACAAUGCCUACUCAUCCUCCUCCUCCUGCUCGUCUCCUCCAUCCUCCCUCUCCUCUCCUGCCUCCUCAGAGUCAGACUCUGACGGAGAGCGCGGCUCUUCUGAAAAUCAAAAUUUUACACCUCGCAGCCCUGCUUCACCCACCAGUUUGCCCACUCACUCCAUCCUGAAGAGGCCUAAGCUUGCAAGCAGACCGUGCAGCGUACGCUUUGACCAGGUGACAGUGUUCAGCUUCCCGCGGUGCCAGGGCUUUACCAGCGUACCCAGCCGUGGAGGUGCCACCCUUGGCAUGGUGCGGAAGCACAGCAGCCUUCAACGGUACACAAUAUCCGAGCAUGCACUGGAACAACGGCACAGGCGCAGACAGAGGCUCAGAGAGAGACGGAGGAAAGAGCGGUUAGAAGCUUUAAAACACAAACUGAUUACCAGUGGGGCCAUUGACCAGCAGGAAGCAGACAGGCUUACUACAGAUCAAAUCCCAGAUGAAGACAGUGACAGCGACGUCAGUGAUAGCGAUCAGGAGGACAGAGGUUUCCUUCAGCCAUUCUCCUCUAAACAACGUCAAGCCAUCCUCCAAGCAGCAGGGGUCAAGUUCAUCGACAGGGAGGAGAAGAGGCAGCUUCAUGCCUUGCGACUCUCUAGAGAGACCUGUGGAUGUGACUGCCAAGGCUUCUGUGAGCCGGAGACCUGCGCAUGCAGUCUGGCGGGCAUUAAGUGUCAGGUGGACCACUCCAAUUUCCCGUGUGGCUGCAGUAAGGACAGCUGUGGUAACAUUCAGGGACGCUUCGAGUUUGACUCCUGCCGUGUGCAGACUCAUUACAUCCACACUGUCAUGAGGCUGGAAUUAGAGCGCCGUUUGCAAGAUGAAAAACAGAGCCCCGAGGAUCGGGCUGGACUUACAGAGGUGAUUCAACAGCAUGAAGAGGAGGAGGAGGAGGUCUGUACAGAGCAGGAUGCACAGGACAAGAGCUGUCCCUUUGGCUUUACCUCAGAGGAGGCUGGCCUUCCUGUCACCAUGCCUGCCACCCCUUCAUUCCAUUUCAUCCCAGAACGCUUGGUAGUGGAGGAGAACAGCUGCAGCAGUGAUAUGACUGAAUCCUCUUGCUCUUCCUCUGACUGCGAUGCAGGAGGAGGCUGCAGCGGGGGUCACAGUCUCCCUGAGGUUGAUGGAGGGUUGAGCCGUGCUCUUAGUCUCUGUGACUCGGACAAUAAUAACUACUCCUCAUACAGCCACCUGAGGCUUCAAAGAGACCCAGUGACACAGCACAGCAGCAGCAGCGGCGGCUCUGCCACUCACAGCAGUACUACUGACAGUACGGGACCACACACAGUCGACACAUUCGCAGACAAUAUAAGCAGGAACUCGGUGACAGAUUAUCUCGAUGAAAAUGCGAAUCAACCCAGAGACGUCUUCGACGACGACUCUCUCGAUGGCUUGCCAAACACGCCCUCUCCCACUGUGGACUAUUCCAGAUACAUGGACUUGAGUCUGUCCUCUGACUCCGACCUGGAGUUCUUUGACAGCGAUUAUCCCUGCGGACCACUGCACAGUUCUUUCAAAGGGCACAGACACCCAGACAGUUUUCGCCACCUCCAGCUGUUUAGCUCCGUCAGUUUGCCACAGUACGAGUCGAGCACCCAGCUCCUGGAGUCUCUGAUCGGGUUAACUGAACAGAACACAGAGUAGAUUCAUUCAGUCACUGAUACCCAACUUUUUUUUUUUUUUUAAGCAGAUUUAAGGAAUUCUUGUGAUACGAUAAAAGAAAAUGUGUGAGAGAAUGUAAUGUCCAGAGCACUGCGUUUAUGUAUUUGUAAUAAUAUUUUGAUGUACAAAGAAUAAUGGAUGAUGACAUAUUUUUCGUAGCUGGAUAUUUUUCUAUUGCUGAAAAAAUAUUUGCCUUGAAGAAGUAUUUGCCUAGAAUAUGUCUUUUUUAAUUUCCUAAAACUAUAUAAUAAUAAUCCGAUGUGUUAUUUAAUUUUUUUUUUGUCAUCGUGCCCAUACCACAGAGAGUAUGCAAGAAGAGAGAGGUGCCAUGUGAAUAGAAACACGUGUAUACUGCUGGAAGGUGGCCAAGACAGGAUAGAGCUAAUCCACUGUGACUCAUGACUCCAGCCUCUAGUAUGUGAAUAUUUUUCCUUAAUAACUGCCAGGGUCACUGUGGAUUAUCUGUUAUGUGUUUAGCAGUAUCGUCAGAGUGUGUCUGUGAUGGAAUAAUAAAAUAUUUUUAUUUAUUUGAUUGCAA